Messenger RNA from Erinaceus europaeus (western European hedgehog), 4876 nucleotides. Its product is annotated as ral guanine nucleotide dissociation stimulator-like. The coding region runs from base 2385 to 3158 and encodes 257 amino acids. NCBI's taxonomy places the organism in Eukaryota, Metazoa, Chordata, Mammalia, Eulipotyphla, Erinaceidae. The transcript has 5 exons. The record is from RefSeq and is a predicted model, not a curated record.
GCUUAUGGUGGUGCAGGGUAUUGAACCUGGGACUUUAGAGUCUCAAGCAUGAGAGUCUGUUUGCUUAACCAUUAUGCUGUCUCCCCAGCCCAGCCCAAGUUGAGUUUUUUUGUUUGUUUGUUUACCAGAGCAUUGCCCAGCUUUGGCUUAGGGUGGUUGUGGGGGAUUAAACCUUGGCCUUUGGUGCCUCAGUUGUGAGAGUCUCAUUGCAUAACCAUUAUGCUGUCUAACCCCACCCUCCUGGAGGUCUUUGAUCUCCUUAGGGAUUACACAAAGCAGCAGCCAGGUGUCUCUGACACUGAUGAGGAUGGCACCCGAGGGAGGCAGGGAGCCCGCCAUCUAUAUGUCCUUAUUGGGUACCCCAACUCCCCCUUAAACGACAUGGUGGGAAGACAGGCCACCCAGCAGACCACAGUUCCUGAGGUGGGCCUUGGCCUGGGGGGAAUCCUGGUGGGCCAGCACAGAGCCACUCCCAGAGCGCUAUACUGAAGCUGGAAAGGGAGGUCCCACUGACCCCGGGGGGACCCCUGGGUGUGGAUGCGCAGUGGACAGCACCCUAUGGGAGAUACCACCCCACUAAGGACACUGCCAGAGGGCCCCCAGCUCCCAAUGGGGACUUGGAGGGAAAAAAUCUGGGUGUUGGGGAGGGCAGUGGCACACAGUACUAAGGAAAGGCCCCGUGCUGCAGCGGGGACACUUGACAAGUGGCCGAAGUAGGUCUGCAGGUGUCUUGUCUUUAUCUCGCUCUCCCUUCUCAGUUUCUCUCUGUCCUAUCCAGUAAAAUUGGGGGUGGGGUGGGGGACGGCCAUCAGGAGCAGUGAAUUCAUAGUGACACAUCUAGCAAGAAUCCUGGACACAAAAAUAAAUUAUUAGAAAAUAGGGGCCAGGCAGUGGUGUACCUGGUUGAGCGCAUGUUACAACGCAUAAGUACAUAAGGACCCAGGUUUGAACCCAUGGCCCCCACCUGCAGGGGGAAAAUUUUGUGAGUGGUGAAGCUGUGCUGCAGGAGUCUCUCUCCCUCUCUAUCACUCCCUUCCCUCUUGAUGUCUGGCUUUCUCUGCCCAAUAAAAAUGAUACAAAAAAGGAAAGAAAGGGGAAAAAAAAUCUAAGUGAAAAAGAAAGAAGAAACCCUGGAGACUCCCCCUUGUAUGAUCAGGGUCCAUGCGGGUUGGUGUGAAACCUCUGGCUUCCUCUCCAAUUCGGCCCUGAGGUGAGGGUCCCCCAUCUUGGAGCAGAGCUGGGAAAAGCUGGGUGCCACAGAGGCCUCAGGUGUGAUGGUGACACAAGGAUGCAGACCCUCCCCUUCUCCUCCCCCCGUCGUGCCCCAGAAUGGCAGGUGGAUCCGGCCGGAGCUGCAGCACAGGUGGUCCUCAGGCCCGGUCUCGGGGAAGGAAGGGUGCGGUACACCGGGCAGAGCCGGGUUUACCAGCUGGAGCUGCAGUCUGUGGCAGCCUCUCCUCUCUUGUCCUGGGGGUCACGUCCCCGCGCUUCCUGCCCGAGCUCCGGAAGGAGGCGCGCUGACUGAUGGCCACCAGAUGGCGCCUAACAACCACUGUGAGCCCUGGCUGGAGGCACCUGGUUCAUUGCCAAUGAGGACGCCGGGCCCUACUAGUCAUGAGGAGGAUUUGGGACCCAUCAGAGGAAUUUCCUGGGACCACAGUUCUCCACUAGGGGAGCGCAUGUCAAGAAGGGAACCAACUCUCCACGGAACUCUGGAGAGGACAGUGAAAACUAUUUUUCCAUUUUAUUGGACAGAACAGAAAUUGAGAGGAGAGAUAAAGGGAGAAAGAGAGACACCUGCAGACCUGCCUCAUUGCUUGUGAAACGUCCAUGCUGCAGACGGGGGUGGGGGACAGGGGCUUGAUCCUGGAUAUUUAAGCAGGUACUUGUGCUUAGUACUAUGUGCACUUCACCGGGUGUGCCACCACCCCAGCCCCAGGACAUGGAAAUCUCCAGUGGCGUUUUCUGGCCUUCUUGGAAAAAUUCUGCUGGGGCUAGAAGGCAUGAGGACUGUAAAGUAAAACACGAAAACCAGAGGACUCUUCUGAAACAGGAUAGGGGAGACUGGGGGAAGCUCAGCCUGAACCUAGCUCUGUUUGGAGGUGGCUACACCCAGAACCCCUGAGAGCACUUGGAUAGAGGGGUGUCUGAGUGUGAACCUGGAUCAGCUGUGGCCCUGGCCCUGUCUGGUAAAGGGCUGAGCAGACAGUCAGGAGACCAUAAGGUUGUGGGCACAGGUGUUAUCAGGUCAGGUAAUCCCAGGAAAUGAGGUCAUUUACUUGACAAUAGCUCCCCAGUCAGAUUUAGAACUCCUGCAGCCAGGCAACUGCAUUCCAGGGACUGCCCCCCAGCCCAGCUUGGCCCAAGGCACUAGAUCUAAAAGGAUGUUCAGCUGUUGUAUCCCUUGCCUCCGGGAGACCAGGACACCUUGCUGCUGGAAGCUUUUAAGAUGCUGCACCUGUUGCUGCAACCCUUCUCACUGCUGCCUCCGUCUGUUUGCCAGGAAGCUAAUUAAGACAGGUGCUGUAGAGAAGAUGGUAGAGUACCUGGUGCCUGCCGUCCUGGGCCAUGACCCCACUUACAUCCACACCUUCCUGUCUUCAUACAGAGCUCUGGCUACCACCCAGCAGGUGCUGGACCUGCUGUUCAGCAGGUAUGGAUGUUUCCUCCCGUAUGGUACUAAAUUUGAUAGACACCAUAAGCAAAUGAAAACGGCCAUAUCCUCCAUCCUGAGCACCUGGCUGGAGAAGUACCCUGAAGACUUUUACCAGCCCCCUGACUUUACCUGCCUGAAGACAGUCCUGGCUUAUGUGCAGCUGGGCAUGCCUGGCUCAGCCCUGGAGCACCAUGUCCUCCAACUUUUGACAGAGAUGGAGAAACAUCAGCCCACUGAGACAAAGACAGGCCCCGAGGCAGGGAAGAUUGAAGCCAAAGUUCUUAUCCACGAUCUAGAGCCAGAAGAAGACAGAGCAGCAGCUUCCCCUGCAGAGCAGCGGGCUCAGAAAACAGCACACCCUAAAGCUCAAAAGCGAGUUUGCGAAGCCCCGCCAGCUGCAGAUUCAGAAUCAGUGCCAGCUGGAGACACACACCUCAUUCAAUCUCUAGACCAUGGACCAGCAGCUCUGAAGACCCCACUCUCAGAGCCAGAACAGGUCUAGGCAAUAGCUGAGCUAGACCACUUGUCCUAGCACCUUCUCAGCACUCUAGCAAGUUCCAUCAAAUGAUUCUAAUUCCAUACUUUAAACUACCCUGGAAUGAGCACUACACUACCACUAAUUCAGAAAGCCCCGGUGCAGCUCAGGGUCUAAUCUGAGUCUAUCAGUCUAGAGACACACAAUGUCCCAUGAUGUAUCUGGAGCCGGCACCACCCCAGAGAAUGUUCCAGCUGCUACGGUGCCACCAGGGUCAGACCUGGGCCUCAGUGAGUGAAGCUGCAACCCCAGACACUCCCAGCUCUCCCUCAUCCACAUUUUCACAUAUACUGAAUGAAUGGCUAAGUCUAUAGCUAAAUCUACAUACCACUAACACCAUUGUGCCAUCUAUUUUCUUCAAUGAGAACAGUUACAUACCUUGAUGAUCUCCAUUAUACAUUUGGUUGACAUUAAGUAUAUGCACAGUGUAUACCACCCUCAAACUAUCUCACAUCAGUCCUUUUCACUUUUUUUUGUUGUUGUUGUUGUUGCCACCAGGUUUAGUACUGGGGCUCUGUGCCUAUAUGGCAUAUCUACUGCUCCUGGCAGCCAUUUUUUUCUUUCUAUUUCUGUUUGACGGGACAGAGAGAAAUUGAAAGGGGGGGGUAAAGGGGAGGAUAGACAGAAGAACAGGCACCUGCAGACCUGCUUCACCACUUGUGAAGCAGAUUCCCUGCAGGUGGGGAGUGGGGGCUCAAACCUGGGUCCUUGCUGUCCUUGAACAUGUUGAUAUGUGUGCUUAACUGGUUAUGCCACUGCCCAGCCCCUUCAUCAGUCCUUUUCACACCUUGCUUUCCCACACUUACCCUCUUUCUGAUACCACUAAUCUGCGUUGAUGGGCUCAAAGGGUGGAUCAGGGUUGCCUGAGUCUGAAUCCAGGUGACUUAAUUAUUAUUAUUAGAUUUUUUCAAAACUUUAAUUUGAUAGGACAGAGAGAAAUUUAGAAGGAAGGGAGGCAGAGAGGGAGAGACUGAGAGAUACCUGCAGUCCUGCUUCACCACUAGUGAAACCUCCCCCCUGCAGGUGAGGAUCUGGGGACUCGAACCCAGAUCCUUGCACAUGGUAAUGUGUGUACUUAACUAGGUGAGCUGCGGCACCCCGUGUCUUGACCCCCCGUGGAGCUUGACAAGGUCACCUGCCAUGACCAUGAGCAUGACAGACUUCAAGGAAGCUGCAUCCCCGGGAAUGGACUAGGAUGCCGCAAAGGGAAUCUAUGUUGGAAUGUUUUGAUGAUUCUGAUGAUUGAGCUAGCUGUAGUAGCUUGGGAACCUGGUAACUUUCCAGAAGCAGCCCCUAUGCAUGAUAAAUCCCCUAAGACUAGAAGAUGGCACCCCCUACACAAACAUAAUAAACCUAUAAACCCAAAAAGUAUAGCUCCCACGGUCAUGACUGACCACGGCCCUGCUUACAAAAUAGGUGACAUUUCUCAUGAUUAAUAUCAACUGUUUAUAGAAUUUAGAUGAGGAAUCAUCCACAAUAUGGUCAUGAUCCAUCAGCUGUUACUAGGCGUGCACUCAUAAGACUCAUGCUCCAAAAAUCCUAGCCAAAAGAAUUUGCAGGACAAACAAUAAAGUCACUGAUAGCCAGCUGAUUAUACAAAUGUCAAGGGAAAAACAAAUGAACUAAAAACAAAUAGUGCUGCAUGAACAGUACAGAGCAGGAACUAUGAUUCUAGGCAAAACUAC